Molecule: messenger RNA, 6055 nt
Organism: Pteropus alecto (black flying fox)
Lineage: Eukaryota; Metazoa; Chordata; Mammalia; Chiroptera; Pteropodidae
Gene: LMO7
Product: LIM domain 7
Exons: 33
Coding region: 293-5323 (1676 amino acids)
Biological process (GO): regulation of cell adhesion; regulation of signaling
Molecular function (GO): protein binding
Source: RefSeq, a predicted model, not a curated record
GCGACUUUUGAAGUCGAAACAGUUGUCAGUCCUGCGCGCCGCCUCUGGUCGCCCUGCCCCGCUGCCCGUAACUCCGCGGACCUUUGGUCGUUUACAGUUUAGAGAAAGCCGCGUUUUCAAAUUCUUGUGGGUUCGGAACCUUACCGAGCUGCAGAGCGCAACAAAGGAAGGAGAACCCGGCGCCUGCAGCCGGAGCAGAGCCCAGGCGGCUGCCGAGAGGCGCGCGAGACCCCCGCCCCGCCGCGCGCCCACCGCCUCGUUUUCUCCCUCUCUUGCCCUAGUCUUGGAAGCGAUGGAGGAGGCCGAGGCCGACUGCGCCGUAGCGUUUGCCGAGGCCCAGAGAUGGGUGGAGGCAGUAACAGAGAAGAAUUUUGAAACAAAGGACUUUCGAGCCUCUUUAGAGAAUGGUGUUCUGUUGUGUGAUUUGAUUAAUAAGCUUAAACCUGGUGUCAUUAAGAAGAUCAAUAGACUGUCCACACCAAUAGCAGGUUUGGAUAAUAUAAACGUUUUUUUGAAAGCUUGUGAACAGAUUGGAUUGAAGGAAGCCCAGCUUUUUCAUCCUGGAGAUCUACAGGAUUUAUCAAAUCGAGUCACUGUCAAGCAAGAAGAGACUGACAGGAGAGUGAAAAAUGUUUUGAUAACGUUGUACUGGCUGGGAAGAAAAGCACAAAGUAACCCUUACUAUAAUGGUCCAUAUCUUAAUUUGAAAGCGUUUGAGAAUCUUUUAGGACAAGCUCUGACUAAGGCCCUUGAAGAGUCUAGCUGCCUGAAAAGAAGUGGCAGGGACAGUGGUUACGGUGACAUUUGGUGCGCUGAAAGGGGUGAAUUUCCUGCUCCUCCGGGCAACCAUCAGAGAGAAGAUUCAUUUGAAAGCUUGGACUCUUUGGGGUCUAGGUCAUUUACAAGCUGCUCCUCUGAUAUCACGCUGAGGGGUGGACGUGAAGGUUGCGAAAGUGACACAGAUUCUGAAUUUACAUUCAAAAUGCAGGAUUAUAAUAAAGAUGAUAUGUCCUAUCGAAGGAUUUCAUCCAUUGAACCAAAGUCUGCUUUACCAUUCAAUCGUUUUUUACCCAACAAAAGUAGACAGCCGUCCUACGUGCCGGCACCCUUGAGGAAGAAGAAGCCGGACAGAAAUGAGGAUAAUAGAAGAAGCUGGGCAAGCCCUGUCUGUGCAGAAGCAGAUGGAACAUUUCCAAGUAACGAGAGGAGAACUUGGAGCACAAAUGUGAAGAACUGGCCAACAGUACAUGAAACUUCAAAUUCCUCUUGUUACUUGGAAGAGGAAGAAGAAAAGGCAAGCAUACCCAACAUUGUAAAGGAUGAUCUUUAUGUGCGAAAGCUAAGUCCAAUCAUGCCAAACCCAGGGAACGCUUUUGAUCAGUUUCUUCCCAAAUGUUGGAUCCCAGAAGAUGUGAACUGGAAAAGAAUAAAAAGAGAAACUUAUAAACCAUGGUAUAAGGAAUUUCAGGGAUUCAGUCAGUUUUUAUUACUUCAGGCCCUCCAAACGUAUUCUGAUGACAUCUUGUCUUCUGAAACAAAUAUCAAAAUUGAUCCCACGGCUGGCCCAAGGCUCAUAACACGCAGGAGGAAUCUCUCUUAUUCACCAGGGUAUCGAAGAGGUGACCUUGAGAUGUCAGCCCUGGAUCCUGACUUAGAGAAUGAUGAUUUCUUUGUCAGAAAGACUGGGGCUUUCCAUGCCAAUCCAUGUGUUCUCCGGGCUUUCGAAGACUUCAGGAGGUUUUCUGAGCAGGAUGAUCCUGUAGAGAGAGAUAUAAUUCUUCAGUGUNNGGAAGGUGAACUUGUACUUCCAGAUCUAGAAAAAGAUGAUAUGAUUGUUCGCCGAAUUCCAGCACAGAAGAAAGAGGUGCCUCUGUCGGGGGCCCCAGAUAGAUACCAACCAAUUCCCUUUCCUGAACCUUGGACUCUUCCUCCAGAAAUUCAAGCAAAAUUUCUCUGUGUUCUUGAAAGGACAUGCCCAUCCAAAGAAAAAAUUAAUAGCUGUAGAGUAUUAGUUCCUUCAUAUCGGCAGAAGAAAGAUGACAUGUUGAUUCGUAAGAUCCAAUCUUGGAAGAUGGGAACUCCUGUGCCUCCCAUCAGUUUCACCCCUGGUCCGUGCAGUGAGGCGGAUUUACAGAAGUGGGAAGCCAUCCGGGAGGCCAGCAGGCUUAGGCACAAGAAACGACUGAUGGUUGAGAGACUCUUUCAAAAGAUUUAUGGUGAGAAUGGGAGUAAGUCCAUGAGUGAUGUCAGCGCAGAGGAUGUUCAGAACUUGCGUCAGCUGCGUUACGAGGAGAUGCAGAAAAUAAAAUCACAGUUAAAAGAACAAGACCAGAAAUGGCAGGAUGAUCUUGCAAAAUGGAAAGAUCGUCGAAAAAGCUACACUUCAGAUUUGCAGAAGAAAAAAGAAGAGAGAGAAGAAAUUGAAAAGCAGGCGCUUGAGAAAUCUGAGAGAAGCUCUAAGACAUUUAAGGAAAUGCUCCAGGACAGGGAAUCCCAAAAUCAAACAUCUACAGUUACAUCGAGGAGGAGAAUAUAUUCUUCUGAUGAUGAACUGAAUGAACAAAAGCUUCCGCUGACACCGACUAUGUCAGAAGCAAGUUACCAGAGUGAGAGAGUAGAAGAGAAGACAACAACUUAUCCUACAGAAAUUCCUAAACAAGAUUCUACAACUUUUGCAAAAAGAGAGGACGUUCUAACUGCUGAAAUUCCGCUUUCUUCUAAAAACCUUGUGGACGAACAAGGCCCAGCCUCUUUGUCUUCUCAGCGUUCACUGCGUACACAAGUGGAGUCAACUCGAGUUUCAGCUUCUCUCCCCAGAAGUUACCAGAAAACUGAUACAGCCAGGUUAACAUCUGUGGUCACACCGAGACCUUUUGGCUCUCAGUCAAGGGGAAUCUCAUCGCUCCCGAGAUCCUACACGAUGGAUGAUGUUUGGAAGUAUAAUGGAGACAUAGAAGGUGUGAAGAGAACUCAACACAGUACGGUCAGCACCUCUGUGCAAAAACCUGACCCAAGCCAGCCUGCUUUUCGCUCCUUCAGUAAAAGAGAAGCAACGACAUCUGGAGAAGAUAUGAUGAGGUUGCCCUCUCCUACACCCCGCUUCUCAUCUCUUUCCCAGGACCAGGAUGCCACUUCUAAAGCCACGUUGUCUUCAACAUUUGGCCCCGAUUUAACGUCUGAGCUUCAAGAAGGGAGAAGCUCACCACAGACGGAGGUCUCAAGAUCAAAGGAUCAGUUCAGUGAUAUGAGAAUCAGCAUAAACCAGACGCCUGGGAACGGUCUUGACUUUGGGUUUACAGUAAAAUGGGAUAUUUCCGGGAUCUUCGUAGCAUCAGUCGAAGCAGGUAGCCCAGCAGAAUUUUCUCAGCUACAAGUAGAUGAUGAAAUUAUUGCUAUUAACAACACCAAGUUUUCACAUAAGGACACAGAAGAGUGGGAAGAAACCAUGGCUAAUGCUCGAGAAACUGGAAACCUUGUAAUGGAUGUCAGGCGGUAUGGAAAGUCUGAUUGGGGCAAAGACCAGCCUUCCCUGCCAUUUAUACGGCAUAAAACCCUCAAUCUCACCAGUAUGGCUACCAAAAUUAUAGGUUCACCUGAAACAAAGUGGAUUGAUGCAACUUCUGGAAUUUACAACUCAGACAGAUCUUCAAAUCUCUCAAUAACAACCGAUUUCUCUGAAAGCCUUCAGAAUUCUAAUGCUGAAUCCAAGGAAAUAAAUGGAAUUCGUGAUGAAAGCAAUACUUUUGAACUAAAAGCAUCUGAACCUAUUUCUUUGAAAAACUUAAAAAGGCGAUCACAAUUUUUUGAACAAGGAUCAUCAGGCUUUUCUUACAGUUCAUGGGUCUACCUCUGUGGUAAUGGGUCUUUGCGUGUCCUUUGUUCUUCUGAAGGAAGCUCUGACUCUGUGGUUCCUGAUCUUCCAGUUCCAACUAUCAGUGCCCCGAGUCGGUGGGCGUGGGACCAAGAGGAGGAGCGAAAGCGGCAGGAGAGGUGGCAGAAGGAGCAGGACCGCCUGUUGCAGGAAAAAUAUCAACGUGAGCAGGAGAAACUAAGAGAAGAGUGGCAAAAGGCUAAGCAAGAGGCUGAGAGAGAGAAUUCCAAGUACUUGAAUGAGGAACUGAUGGUCCUAAGCUCCAACAGCAUUUCUGUGACCACACGAGAGCCCGCCGUUGCCACCUUGCAAACCACUUGGGGUGAAGGGUCCAAGUCUUCUGACAGGGAAGGAACCCGAGUGGGAGGAGAGGAGAAGAGACAGCAGCAAGAGAGAGAUGUGAAUGAGGACCAAAGGGAGAAGCGGCAGGAACAACUCACUCUUCAGAAAGAGAGGGAACUGAAGGAGCAGCAGUAUCAGGAGGAACAGGAGCGGAAGCGGCGGCAGGCGGAGGCUGAGGAGCAAAGGCGCCGUGCGGAGGAACAGACACGCCAGGCAGAGAGAGAGAGAGAAACAUCAGUCAAAAUAUACCAGUAUAGAAGGCCUGUGGAUCCCUAUGACAUACCAAAGAGAGAAGAAGAAUCUUCAGGGUUGCAUUCUAGUGACAGGAAUAAAUCCAGAUCCACUACUGAGCUGGAUGAUUACCCCACAAAUAAAAAUGGAAGCAGUAAAUACUUAGACCGAGUUGGGAGCAGUAGCUCAUCACAGAGGAGCUCCAAGAAGGAACAAGUCCCAUCAGAAGCAGAGUUGGAGAGACAACAAAUUCUUCAAGAAAUGAGGAAGAGAACAUCCCUUCACAAUGACAACAGCUGGAUCCGGCAGCGCAGUUCCAGUGUAAAUAAAGAGCCUAUUUGUCUGCCUGGGAUUAUGAGAAGGGGUGAAUCUCUAGAUAACCUGGAUUCCCCAAGAUCCAAUUCUUGGAGACAGUCCCCUUGGCUCAGUCAGCCUGUAGGAGUCUAUGCUUCUUCCUCUGUUCAAGACUUCAGUCGCCCACCGCCUCAGCUGGUGUCCACGUCAAACCGUGCCUAUAUGCGAAAUCCGUCCUCCAGCAUACCUGCUCCUUCCGCUGGUUCUCUGAGGGCCACCAAUGCACCUUCCCCCACACCACGAAGCCAUUUCUCUUCUCCUUCAUCAUCAGGCUCCCAGCUACGCAACAGGUCAGUCAGUGGGAAGCGCGUAUGCUCCUACUGUAAUACCAUUCUGGGCAAAGGAGCCGCCAUGAUCAUCGAGUCCCUGGGUCUUUGUUAUCAUUUAUAUUGUUUUAAGUGUGUGGCCUGUGAGUGUGACCUCGGAGGCUCUUCCUCAGGAGCCGAAGUCAGAAUCAGAAACAACCAACUGUACUGCAACGACUGCUAUCUCAGAUUCAAAUCUGGACGGCCAACCGCCAUGUGAUGUAAACCUCCAUGUGAAAGCACUGUUGCAGAUAGAAGAAGAGGUGGUUGCUGCUGAUGUAGAUCUAUAAAUAUGUGUUGUAUGUCUUUUUUGCUCUCUUUUUUUAAAAAAACGAAUAACACUUUUUUUGGCCUCUUUAGAUGACAACAGAGCAUUAUAGUCUUGGUAGAACCUGUUUUUUUGUUGUUUAUUUAUAAGAAGGUAAUUACGUGUGAGGAAAAGUGCAGUAUUUACUUUCUGAGUUUAGCAUCUUAAAAGUACAUGGGAAAAAAGAACUUUGAAAUAUUUUUGAGGCUGAUAAUGAACUAGUUUGACUUUCUGGUGGUGUUUUGAAGAGGGUUUUUUAUUGUUUUUUUUUUUUUUAAAGGUUCUGAAACAUUAUUUGAAAUAGUUAAUAUAAAUAUGUAAUUGCAUUUAUUUGCUCUUGCAAUGUAUGCUAAAUUAAUACAAAGCCACAUGGAAAAUUUCACUAUAAUCCACUCCCAAAUUUGCUUUCUGUAUCUUUUUCAACUAUAUAUUAUGAUUUUAAGAAAAUCAGCUUAUAAAAAUUUUAUUUGCUUGAUGAGGAAAGCUCUGUGUUCUUUACCAGAAUUGUCACUAAGCAAUUUCCAGUAGAAAGCUGCUGCUCAUUAAUGAAAAAUCAUCAUAGUUUGUAUACCAGAACUUUUCUCCAGAAACUAGUAAGCUUUUCUGUUCAACUACAUUUGUAAAUAAACUUGCUGAUGCAUUUAA